CACUCACAACCGAAAGCACAAUCAUGUCUGGACGCGGAAAGGGAGGAAAGACAAAGGGGAAGGCAAAGAGCCGCUCAUCCAGGGCUGGACUUCAGUUCCCAGUGGGCAGAAUCCACCGUCUCCUGCGCAAGGGCAACUACGCCGAGCGUGUUGGAGCUGGUGCACCCGUGUACUUGGCUGCCGUUCUCGAGUACUUGGCCGCUGAAGUUCUCGAGCUGGCUGGCAACGCUGCCCGAGACAACAAGAAGUCAAGAAUCAUCCCUCGUCACCUGCAGCUCGCCAUCCGCAACGACGAGGAGUUGAACAAACUUCUGUCUGGAGUCACCAUCGCUCAGGGUGGUGUGCUGCCAAACAUCCAGGCCGUUCUUCUGCCCAAGAAGACCAAGCAGGCUGGUGGCAAAUAAGCACCUUCUCUGGCUUGAAACGUUACCCAAACGGCCCUUUUUAGGGCCACCUAAA
Molecule: messenger RNA, 459 nt
Organism: Dreissena polymorpha
Lineage: Eukaryota; Metazoa; Mollusca; Bivalvia; Myida; Dreissenidae
Product: histone H2A
Exons: 1
Coding region: 24-404 (126 amino acids)
Cellular component (GO): nucleosome
Molecular function (GO): DNA binding; protein heterodimerization activity; structural constituent of chromatin
Source: RefSeq, a predicted model, not a curated record